GGAAACCAUGUUAAAAAGCAUAAGGGGCCGUUUGUGGCUCUAUGGUGUUUUCAGUAAAGAUUUUUGAGCUGAGCUGAGCAGUAACACUCUGAAAUGCAAUGAAGCAGCAGCCUCUGGUUACCUCAGAGGCACAUACAUACAAUGUGAGAAUGGAUGCCUUGAGGAUACACAUUGGUACGGAUGACAGGCUUCUUGUCUCUGGGUCUCAUCUGCCCCUGGAGAGGCGAGUUUUACCAACACUACUGCUUCUUGCACUGGUAUCUCUCUCAGGAAUCAUGCCUGCUGCGGUUGCCAAGGAAUCAAACAACAAAUGUGAGGAGAUCCAGAUCCUUCGAGGCAUCCCAGACACAAUAGCCUUUAUUGGGAAAGUAUUUUACUACCCAGUACCACCAUUUGCCUUUCAGGGAAAGAUAACCCAGUACAAGAUUACGUUGGCUAAUGGUGCAGAUUUGCCAAAAUGGUUGGAGUUCAAUCCUAACACAAGUACACUGCAAGGACUGCCAGUGAAUGAGGAGAAUGGAGAAUACCACUUGAAUGUAGCCGCCCAUGAAGAUGGGUGUGUUCAGAAAACACCAAGAGCCAAUGUAAAUUUCACCCUUCAUGUUCAGGACAGCAUUCUGAUCCCAGAAAAGAAGACUGGCUUAAGUCACACGCCCAAGCGCAAUAUUAUCAGUUCUGAAAGAUGUACAAGGGACAGCUCUCUCACCUCUGCCGAGAUCAUCAUCCAUGCUGCGGCUGAAUUGCUGGAUGUUCAACAACGUCUCUCUCUGAAGAGGAAGGAACCUAACAAUACUGGCUGA
This is a messenger RNA of Malaclemys terrapin pileata, 800 nucleotides long. RefSeq names its product dystroglycan 1-like. Lineage: Eukaryota; Metazoa; Chordata; Testudines; Emydidae. The record is from RefSeq and is a predicted model, not a curated record. Gene Ontology annotation, molecular function: laminin binding; calcium ion binding. Bases 99 to 800 code for a protein of 233 amino acids. Gene Ontology annotation, biological process: muscle attachment; nerve development; axon guidance. Gene Ontology annotation, cellular component: dystroglycan complex; sarcolemma. The transcript has 5 exons.